CAGCCAUCUUGGCAACACUGAACUGCUGUAAAAUCAGAAACAUCCACUUUCAUACCGAUUAAAUGCAUUCAUCAACAUCAUCGGACGAUGAGCUGGACGACGUGAUCGCGUACAGCCCGUACGCAACGGACAAUGAGCUGGACGACGUGAUCGCGUACAGUCCGUACGCGACGGAUGGUGAAGCAAAUGUAGACGACGAGCUAAGCCCACCGCGAGGACCAGAACAGGCCGGAAAUGAACCGCAGCAGUGCAAACUUUGUCACGCCAUUGUGCCCACAAUGCGCGAGCUGAUCAUUCACUUUCUCCUGCAUCACGAAGUGGCGGGCGAUGGGUCACUGCGUGCAAUAUCAAAACGAGAAUCCAAGGCUUUACCGGAUGUGCAGCAAAAGUACGUUUGCGGUAUGUGCGGGGUCGAGUGUUUCGAUACGAUGCGCGAAACCAAGCGGCAUAUGUUUGAAGAGCAUGGCUAUCGGGAUGAAGAAGCACGUGACUCCGGGGCCGAUUACUCGUCGGAUGAUCAUUCCGACGGAUCGACCGACACGAACGUGUCCGUCGAAGGUUCCGACAACGACUCGAUCGACGGCGUUUCGUCGGGCAUGGUUUCGGAAAUGUCAUCCAGCACCCAGUACGUUUCUUCGCCAGACUCCCGACGAACGCGAGGCCGUUCAUACAGCCUUUCCUCUUCGGAGUACGAACCGGAGCAAGCGGAUCGGCCGGGGGAGUUCGAAAAUUAUUUACGCUCGAUCACGCUAAAAUCUUUGAUGGCAAAGUUCAAAUCCGAGCUAUACCACAAAUGCUCCCGCAAAGGCUGCCAGUACAAGUUUGUGACGAGCGGGGCACGAGAACGGCACCUUCAAUGCCAUACGGAGGACAACGAACCGGGGCCAUCGAAUGUGGCUAGCGGUGGAAAAAGGAAGCGGUUCAGCUUCAAAUGCACGCAGUGUGAGCAGAGGUUCGACUCGUGGAAGCCAUGUCUGCUACACCUGUGGCACAACCAUCAGAUCGACCUAGGAAUGAUGCAGUGUCCAGUGUGCGACAAACGGUUCGGGUACGUCGUGCACGUAUUUAAUCACCUUCAGACCCAUCGCCCCAGGUCGAUGCGUGAAAUUCGAUGUCGCAUUUGCAGCCAACGGUUUGCCAACAACGCCCAACGGUCGGUCCAUGAAGCGCUGCACCGAAAAAAGGGUCACCACAUGGCACUGGAUGUCGUCCAGGAGGAGGAGGAGAUGGCAUGCGAACCGAGGGAGGUGAAACUAGCACCGAAAACUAGGGAACCCAAACCAAAACGUCCGGUCAAACGGCGAACCAGCUCCAGUCGUCUGUGUAAGUUGUGCAAGCGCAUGUUUGCCAACGCAAAAAUCCUCUCGAAGCACGUCCAAACGGUUCACUUGAAGAUCAAACCGUUCAUUUGCAACGUUUGUGGAUACAAAUGCGCACGGAAGGUCACCCUUAAUAUCCACAUGCGCCAGCAUUCCGGAGUGAAACCCCUCGCAUGCCAAAGCUGCUCGUUCCAGACGGCCGAUCCGAGCGCACUGCACUAUCACAAGCGCCGCCACCAGAGGGAAAAACUAUACAAGUGUCGCACGUGCGGUUUCAACACGGUCCAACCGACUGUCCUUAAGCAGCACAUCCAGCGCCGUCAUCCGCAGGAGUACGAGCGGCUCAAGUGUCGGCUGUGUAGCUACGCGUCAAUCAACGCCCAAAACCUACGGCGCCAUGUGGCCGAGCACGACGCGGGACUGAUCGUGGGAGAUGAGCGUGAGAACGAUCGACACGAACAGGAAUCACACGCGUCGCCACGAAGCGUGUCACGGACGGAGGUGAAAAAUGUGCCGGAGAUUUCGCUCGAUUGCUUUUUACCACCGGAAAGUGCCGAUUCGGUGGUGCACGAUGCCGGUGGUAUUACGAUUCCGGCGGUGGACGGUCCAGUGCCCGUUGCGCAUUCCGAGGAUACACAGUUUCCGCUUUAAGUGGAAAUUCCACUUUAAGAUGCUGCGAAAAAGCCAAUGUCUACA
Molecule: messenger RNA, 2015 nt
Organism: Anopheles coustani
Lineage: Eukaryota; Metazoa; Arthropoda; Insecta; Diptera; Culicidae
Product: zinc finger protein 433
Exons: 4
Coding region: 63-1970 (635 amino acids)
Biological process (GO): regulation of transcription by RNA polymerase II
Cellular component (GO): nucleus
Molecular function (GO): RNA polymerase II transcription regulatory region sequence-specific DNA binding; DNA-binding transcription factor activity, RNA polymerase II-specific
Source: RefSeq, a predicted model, not a curated record